GUGUCUCUCGGCAAUAUGGCGUUGUUCGGGCUUGGUAUGUUCUUCCAUCUCGCCAGAUCUCAACCAAAACCGAGUCCCGUGACCGGAGUGGAAGUGCCUCGGUUCGGCAGAUUCACCAGCCAUUGCUUCUCCGCAGGGUCUUAGUUAAAGCCGUACUCCGCAUCUUCUCUUUGUUCUUCAUCCUCCACGACCCAUCACUGCCCCUUUCGUAACCAACUAUACCCUUCUACAGCACAUUUCAAGAUGACGGAACGCCUCAAGAACAUCGUCAACCAGCUCACGCCCUCGUCGAGCGGACUGUCGGCCAUCACCACCAAGAACCCCGACGAUGUAGUCAUCACGCUCGCUAUCCGCACACCACUCUGCAAGGGGCGCAGGGGCGGCUUCAAGGACACACCGCUCGACGCCAUGCUGUUCAAGCUGCUGCAGCAAGUCGUCGCCAAGUCGAAUCUCGACCCUGCUCUUGUUGAGGACAUCUGCGUCGGCAACGUGUCCGACUCCAAGGCCUCGUACUUCACCCGUGCCGCGUCGCUGGCUGCCGGCUUCCCCAACACAACCUCGGCUGUUGUCGUGAGCCGAUUCUGCUCCUCGGGCCUGAAGUCGGUGCAGGACAUCGCCCAGUCCAUCGCAUGCGGCAGCAUCGAGAUCGGGCUCGCCAUGGGCGCCGAAGACAUGACAGCCGGCGGCGACGUCCUCGACAGGCCGUACUGCGACGAGAUCCUCAAGAACUCCGAGGCAGCCGACUGCAUGAAGCCCAUGGGCUGGACAUCGGAGAACGUCGGCGCCGACUUCAACAUCUCGCGCGAGAGGCAGGACAGGUACGCGACCGAGUCGUACCACCGCGCCGAGGUGGCGCAGAAAGCAGGCUGGUUCGCCGACGAGAUCGUGCCCAUCGAGACGACGAUCAAAGACGCCAAGACAGGCGUCGAGACACCCGUCACGCUCACAAAGGACGAAGGCCCCCGCUACGGCACCACAUUCGAGAGCCUGCAGAAGAUCAAGCCCGCCUUCCUCCCCUGGGGCGACAAGUCCCACGCCGGCAACUCCUCCCAAAUCACAGACGGCGCCGCCGCCGUGCUGAUGAUGAAGCGCUCCAUGGCCGAGAAGCUCGGCCAGCCCAUCCUCGCGAAAUACGUCGGCGCUACCGUCGCCGGCCUGCCCCCUCGCAUCAUGGGCAUCGGGCCCACCGUCGCGAUCCCCAAGCUGCUCAACCAGUUCAACCUCACCGUCGACGACAUCGAUAUCAUCGAGCUCAACGAGGCGUUUGCCUCCAUGGCCGUCUACUGUGUUGAGAAUUUGAAACUCGACCAUGCUAAGGUUAAUCCCAGGGGUGGUGCCAUUGCGCUGGGUCAUCCCCUUGGCUGCACGGGUACAAGGCAGAUUGUCACGGGUUUGAGUGAGGCGAGGAGGCAGAAGAAGAAGAUUCUGCUUACUAGUAUGUGUAUCGGGACGGGCAUGGGUAUGGCGGGGUUGUUUGUCAAUGAGCAGAUUUGA
Dothidotthia symphoricarpi CBS 119687 is the source of this 1494-nucleotide messenger RNA. RefSeq names its product thiolase. Gene Ontology annotation, molecular function: acetyl-CoA C-acyltransferase activity. NCBI's taxonomy places the organism in Eukaryota, Fungi, Ascomycota, Dothideomycetes, Pleosporales, Dothidotthiaceae. The transcript is spliced from 2 exons. Gene Ontology annotation, biological process: fatty acid beta-oxidation; phenylacetate catabolic process. The record is from RefSeq and is a predicted model, not a curated record. Gene Ontology annotation, cellular component: peroxisome. Bases 244 to 1494 code for a protein of 416 amino acids.